AUGGCGCUGCUGGUCAUUGGCUUUACGCUCCUGCUGGUCAAUGCCGCCGGCGCUGGCAAGAAGCCUUUGUUCGAUUAUGCUGACCACUAUGUGAUGCUGACCCAUGAAGGCAUUUGGUCAAAGAAUGACUUCGGACGGAACAACUUCUACAGGGCCGCCCUUGCCAGCGCAAUGCCGAGGUGUUCGGGCUGCCGUGUCUUGGACUUGGGGGCUGGCAGUGGCUUACUGGCUAUGCUGGCAGCAGAAUAUGGGGCUCAACAAGUCGUUGCACUGGAGGCGAAUCCGGCACUGGCUGAACUUGCCAACAAGACCGUCGAGGCCAAUCGUGGGCUUUGGCCACCGGACACCGAGAUCUCAGUUCUGGCUCAGCUGUCGAGCCACUUGGAGAAGACCACCGGCGCCAGCGAGCUCUUUGAUGUUUUGGUGACAGAGACCUUUGGAACAAUGCUUUUGGGAGAGAGUGCAUUGUCCUUUGUCUCGGAUGCACGAAAGAGACUCUUGAAGCCGAGCGGACACAUCAUCCCAGCGGGUGGCUGUCAAUACGCCACCCUUGUGCAACUUCAAGACCUAUCUCCAUGGCAUCCUCGACCCUGGAGAGGCUUCAACCUUUCUCGCUUGACAGAUUUGCAAGACACCAUCUACUGGAAGGCCAUGUUUGGUGCCAGUGACUUCGGACUUGAGAGGCUCAGCGAGCGGAGAUGCGUGCUCGAAGUCGAUCUACAGCACAUGUCGCCAGACGACAUUCCAAAGAACCGUACUUAUCGGAUCCAAGCGCAGAAAUCUGGAGUUAUCCAUGCAGUUCUAUUUGACUGGGACAUUUGGGCUGAUCCGCAGAAGAAGGAGGUCCUGAGCACUGCCCCGGGAUCACGCAACUUUGCUGGAGAUGUUGCAUGGGGGUGGCUCUUGCAGCUUCAGGAGAAGAAAGAUGAAAGGAAGGAAGGAAAGGGAAGGCCUCCUUCAAAGGGGCCCUUAUUGAAGAUAUUGAAGGCCCUUCCAUUCUUUUUUCUAUUUUGUCUAGGAAGCUGCUGGGGAGAACUGGCAGUUUGGCGAUUCGCCACAGCAGCUACGCGUUGA
This is a messenger RNA of Durusdinium trenchii, 1074 nucleotides long. Lineage: Eukaryota; Dinophyceae; Suessiales; Symbiodiniaceae. The record is from the annotation of a GenBank genome assembly.